This is a messenger RNA of Sinocyclocheilus grahami, 778 nucleotides long. RefSeq names its product coiled-coil domain-containing protein 12-like. NCBI's taxonomy places the organism in Eukaryota, Metazoa, Chordata, Actinopteri, Cypriniformes, Cyprinidae. Gene Ontology annotation, cellular component: U2-type spliceosomal complex; post-mRNA release spliceosomal complex. The transcript is spliced from 7 exons. The coding region runs from base 75 to 566 and encodes 163 amino acids. The record is from RefSeq and is a predicted model, not a curated record.
UCUAGCAAGCGCUGAGCAGCCUGCAUAACCGAUUACAGAUUCAUCGAUCCUGCUACCCGUGCUUUAUUUUCACCAUGGAGAAACCUGUGGGUUCUUUACAAGAGCAAGCUUUGAAAAGGAAAGAAAGAUUAAAAGCUCUACGAGACCGGCAACUUCAAGGACAGGCACCUGAGGAUGGAGAGCCUGAGAGAAAAAGAGCUCUGGAGGACUCUGAGACAGAGGACAGACACAGAGAGCUGAAGCUGAGGAAUUACACGCCGGAGGACGAGGAGCUGAAGGAGAGACAGGUGCCCAAAGCAAAACCUGCAUCAGUGGAGGACAAGGUCAAGGACCAGCUGGAAGCUGCAGACCCAGAGCCUGUGAUUGAGGAAGUGGAUCUGGCCAAUCUUGCCCCCAGAAAACCAGACUGGGAUCUAAAGAGGGACGUUGCCAAGAAGCUUGAGAAAUUAGAGCGGCGAACACAGAAAGCUAUUGCUGAACUUAUACGUGAACGGCUCAAGGGAAGCGAGGAAGAGCUGGCUGGAGUGGUUGGAGCAGUUGGCAUGGAAGAGGGAGACUCGGAUUGAAUCUGUGUUGAGAAUGACAGUCUCGUACAACAGGUUUUCUAGAAGUUUCCAGCCCAUUUCCCAUUACAUAGCAGUGUGUGUUUAAAAUGGAUUUCUUAUGCUGAGCUCAGCAUGAGUUUACACACAACCAGAUCAGGUGAUUAGAAGUGUGAGUGUUUGUGUGUGAGAGAAUGAAAGAGAUACAGGUGUUUUCAUAUGGAGUACACAAAGAA